UUGCUCCGGUGGCCGUUAUGCGGCCUUGUUGCGUCGCGCGGGUGAGAGAGAAAGGGUGAGUUUUCCGGGUGUGGAGGACUGCCUCGAGAAUCCGUUGGCAUCCGCGUAGUUUAUGCCGCGGGCAGAGCGAGCAGCAUGGCGUGCAAACUAGAAGCUGAACAUGGCUGAUACUGAUGAAAUGGAGAGCUCAUUGUUGGAGGACUUGGACGGUCUUACCAAUGGCCACUCCUCCCAGAGUUUGCCACAGGUGCACACUUCAACUGGAGCUGUUCCAAGAAAUCGCGAACCAGAGAUGACCGACCCUGGCUCGCCUUCACUGCAGUGUUCAAGAAAGAAAGCCAAAACCCGGAGAUCAGCAAGACGUAAUGGGCGAUCCUCGGAGAAGACGUCCAACCCUAAAACACAGGGGGGACCUUCUACCUGUUCAUCUGUGAAGUCUGGAGGUCAGUUGAAGUUGCCAAAGCCCAAACUGGACCUGAAAGCCCUAUUUGACUAUCACUUCAGGAGAAAAUCACAGAGGCGCCGCAGAAGUUGGAAGCUGACAGAAGAAGUCACUAGACGCAAACGUCGACGAAAGUAUACCCUGAGGCCACGAUUCAGAAUUUCAGCUGAAGAGCGAAAGAGGAGAUAUAGAGAGAGGGGCCUGCAGUUUCCUUUUGUAGAGAAACUUUAUGGAAGGAAACAUAUUCCCUUGAAAAUGGUGUGUCGGUAUGAGGAAGCUGCCCUGAAAGGAUUCUUGAAAUACGUUAAAAUGCUCAGAUUUGAACACCAGCUCAAAACAUCUCUGACCCAGCUGAAUGCUGGAGAUGAUCUAGAAAAGGAGUGUCUAGAGUCAAGGAAGCACAAAUAUUUGGAUGAAGAUGGACCUCUUUCACCUAUUGAGGAGGCAGAUGGAAGUGACCAAAAUGAUGAUGAAGAAAUUGGUGCCAAGAUAGUGGACAACAGCUGUUUCAUAUUAAGUAGCAACAUUCCAAAGAAGAAAUCCAAGAGAAGGACAAAUACCAGCAGUUGCAAACAACCAUCAUGUAGCAGUGCUUCCUGAAGGAUCAAAAACCACGUGGGAGCAGCGUUCAUUUAUAGGCAUCAAAUUGUAGCAAGUUCUCAGUGGAAUAAUUGGUUCCCUGAAGAACCUUUUCAAUCUUGGUGGCAUUGAAUGGAAUGUCUUUAGCUUGGAAAAAAUCCACAUAAAAUCUUCUGUGGUUGACUGUUAGCUCUAGGCUAACAGCUUCGGCUCAGACCCUGCUGUUCAGCUUGUCUCUUGGUAUGGAGAACAGUUAAGUUGUUGACUUCCUGGACAUGUUGGAACCGAUGAACAGGUUGGCAGCCCAAAUCUCCGUUUGAACACUGAAAAUGCAUGUUGGUAAAGGUCUUAAGAGAUGGUUUGGUAUAGGACUCUCCAUGAAAUGGUCUCGAGAAAUGAGGUGUGGUGAUAGCUGUUGGAAGCAACUUCUUUCUGAAGAAAUCUAGAUGCCAUGCAUCUGUCUCCUGAGUGGGUGAAAAGUAGGACACAAGGGAAAUGAAAAGCCUCGGACUGUGGAAACGUGCAUGGUGAGGCUGAUGGCAUUCCUGUUGGUGUAGCUGAAAAACACUUUUUCACCAAAAGCAAAUACUAGCUUCUAAUGGCUUGAAGUCAUGACCAGAAAAUCCACAACUCUGUCUAAAGUGGGGUUUCCUCACAGGGUGUCUAUCUAGUGCUAAAGGUAUCUGACCUGAGGAGGCUAGAAGAAUAACUUGGAAUCAGUUGGCGUUGCAUUUCUCUACUACACUGCUGAAAAUUUCAGAUGUUCUAAUGACUAACUACCUGUAUCAUGUCUUUAUUACUUUUAGUACUUAACUGUCCUUGUUAAACUGUUAAUUCUUUAAAAACUGUUAAAGAAAGUGUUGUUGGGGUACUUUGUUUCCUUUAUAUAAAGCUUAACUGCUCAUA
Messenger RNA from Hemicordylus capensis (graceful crag lizard), 1927 nucleotides. RefSeq names its product TATA-box binding protein associated factor, RNA polymerase I subunit D (gene TAF1D). The record is from RefSeq and is a predicted model, not a curated record. NCBI's taxonomy places the organism in Eukaryota, Metazoa, Chordata, Lepidosauria, Squamata, Cordylidae. The transcript has 14 exons. Gene Ontology annotation, biological process: regulation of DNA-templated transcription. Bases 161 to 1042 code for a protein of 293 amino acids. Gene Ontology annotation, cellular component: nucleus; RNA polymerase transcription factor SL1 complex; nucleoplasm.